AUGUCCAUGAAAAACCCAUUAAAGGGGAUGCGAAAGCAUGCCAGUUCUCACUCUGGAAGGGUGUUUAGUGAUAGGAAAUGGACUAUCCCUUUUUUCGCGAGCUUGCUCGUCUCUCUAACUCUCUUCUUAUGGGCUAUUUUUGGGCUUUUCUCGUCCCCUAAUGGCGGAGAUGAGUUUCCAUUUGAGGUCAUUUCGAUUUCGAGAUCAGAGGGUUCAAGUGACUACUUUGUAGAAUCAGAACUGAAGUUGAGAAUGAAUGCAAGUAUGGGUUCAAAGUUGGAUGCCCCUAGGUUGGCUUAUCUCAUUUCUGGGACAAAAGGCGAUAGUCAUAGAAUGAUGAGGACUUUGCAAGCUGUGUAUCAUCCACGGAACCAGUACAUCUUGCAUUUGGACCUUGAGGCCCCGCCUCGUGAAAGGCUAGAAUUGGGUGCAUCUGUGAAGAGUGAUCCGACAUUUGCUGAAGUUGGGAAUGUGCGUGUGAUGGUGCAAUCCAAUUUGGUGACCUAUAGAGGGGCUACUAUGGUUGCUUCCACAUUGCAAGCUAUUGCCAUUAUGUUGAAGGAAAGCUUGGAAUGGGAUUGGUUCAUCAAUCUUAGUGCUUCUGAUUACCCACUUGUGACACAAGAUGAUUUGCUAUACGUGUUUUCCAACAUCUCACGGAAUCUCAAUUUCAUUGAGCACAUGCAGCUGACUGGCUGGAAGCUGAACCAAAGGGGGAAAUCGAUAAUUGUUGACCCAGGAUUGUACUUGUCAAAGAAAUCUAACAUCGCUAUGACUACUCAACGGCGGUCCCUUCCUACAUCCUUCAAGUUAUUUUCAGGUUCAGCGUGGGUAGUUCUCACGAGAUCCUUCGUCGAAUACUGCAUAAUGGGUUGGGAGAAUCUCCCACGAACCAUGCUCAUGUACUAUACCAACUUCAUCUCCUCUCCAGAAGGCUACUUCCACACCAUCAUAUGCAACAAUGAGGAAUUCCGAACCACAGCCAUAGGCCACGACCUUCACUACAUUGCCUGGGAUACCCCACCAAAGCAGCACCCUAUAUCCUUGACAAUGAAAGACUUUGACAAGAUGGUUAACAGCAGUGCUCCAUUUGCCCGGAAAUUUGCAAAGGAUGAUCCGGUUCUAGACAAGAUUGACCAGGAGCUCUUGGGACGGACCCAUCGAUUCGCUCCAGGGGCCUGGUGUGUUGGUGAGACAGAUAAUGGGUCUGACCCGUGCUCUGUGCGUGGGGAUCAUUUGGUCUUUAGUCCUGGCCCUGGAGCGAAAAGAUUGCAGGAACUGCUUCGGACAUUGCUGUCAGAGGAGUUUCGGAAGCAACAGUGUCUGUGA
Linum trigynum is the source of this 1329-nucleotide messenger RNA. Lineage: Eukaryota; Viridiplantae; Streptophyta; Magnoliopsida; Malpighiales; Linaceae. The record is from the annotation of a GenBank genome assembly.